AACGCUCCGCUGGAUGGCCUUUUCAACCAGUUUCGAKCUUGAAUGGCUUUAAUUGAUGCGGGAGAGGCUGAUCACCACUCCUUCRAAGGUUCUUGACUUCAUCACCCUUCCUGACUGAUYAAUAUCAAUGGCUUUGCUUCUCAUCUAUUUUUGAAUUUAUUUAGAYCAGGAGAUCAUGUGUAGCCUUCUCAUCUUUUAGGCGAGGUGGCCAGUGAAAUUAAAUUCAACUUCCCAAAUAAAUGGGGUCAAGUCGAGUUAAUGCAUGGUUUAAMARGCGAGAUCAUUACUUUUGGGUGACUUAACAACUAAAUAAMCUUUGUUCUUUUAUGGCUGUAGGGGAAAGUGGAAGUGGAGGCAGGAAAAGAGGAGAUGAAGUUUGAAGCAGGACCAUUCUCCUUCUACGGGAUGAUGGCUCUGACAGCGCCACCUGUGCCGUUGUCUCUGUCUCGUACAUUCACCGUCAGUAGGGCAGAAUCAUUAGCGGGAUCUCCAGAGAACAAGUCUCCUCCACGCUCAUUUGGCCUGAACCACUCAGACUCCCUGAACAGGAGUGAUCGCAUAGAGGCCAUCACGCCAACGCUGGGCAACAGCAACAACCAGCUCAACUCCUUGCUUCAUAUGUACGUCCCCGAUUACUCUGUCAGAGCGAGGUCGGACCUGCGGUACAUCAAGGUAACGCGCCAGCAGUACCACAAUGCCGUGAUGGCGUCACGGAUGGACAAGACGCCCCAGUCCACGGACAGCGAGCUCACCAAGAUCGAGCUCACGCUGACGGAGUUUCACGACGGCGUGGAGACCCCGGCCAUCGUCACCACCACGGCCAGCACCACGAGCACCUCCCCCGCCGUGGCCGUCGCCACGGCCAAUGAGACGUCCCACCUGCUGACCCCGCAGCAUAACUGUGUGGGCCAGAACCUGGGCCUGAGCUGGAGCAACCACAGCGCCCACAAUGAGGGACCCAUGUAGCCCUCAACCCCCCGCUGCGGCCGGUGGAGAGACCCUCCACCUUGUCCCCUGGACACGCAUGGAGCAGUGGUGUUAGGUGAAGAGGGAAAGUGGGCGGAGUCAGGGUUCUGCUCCAACCUGAAGCCCCAGUUCAGUCAGUGAGACCUUUCCACUGUAGGGGUCGAUGGCAGCAGCGGGGACGAUGGGUCACCAGAACCCCCCCCCCCUCUCCCCCCGCUGUACUGACAGAACCAGUGAAACGAGUUUUUCAACGGACUGGAGGACAACGGAGUGCAGGUCCGCUCGCAACGUAAUGCAAAGCUCGCUGGACUUUCUCCUCAGGCCAAAGACUUUGGUCCCGCCCCCAUCCUCCUCCGUCCCGACACACUGAAACAAACCCUCCGCUCCAGUGCUCCCUGCAGGGAGGCUCAGGCGACUGCUGGUCCAAUCAGACUCACACACAGAGCGACGGUUCGUCACAGACUGCACCAAAAGAAACCGCUAAACCGAGAACCAAGAAUGUUUUUUUUCUUGUAUUUAUUUAUUUUAUAAUAUUGUUUGUAUAUAUGUACACGUGGAGAAGUGAAAAAAUAAACUAAGAGCAUGCAUCCCCAGAACAUGCUACAUAUAUGAACACCCACUCAUGUAUAUGAGGAGGUGAGUCUUUUACAGAAACACUAUGUACAUUGAAGAUCUAUUAUUUUUACUAUUAUCUUAAAUCAGGCUUAUAGUAUCUUUUACACCUUUAAAAAAAAAAGAAAAAAAAAGCAAAUCACACUAUUGCCUUGGAGAGAAAUUCUGUAAUUAGAUACUUUAACAAAGUGCAAUGAACAAUGAUUUAUUUAAGAGAUGAUUAUAAAAGAUGAUUCAGUGUAUUCUAAGUUGGCAGAUGUAUUUGUAUGUUUGUGCUGUCUGUACAUUUGUUUCUGAGACGCGCUCAGCUGCGUCUCUUCCUCUUUGUCUCUGUCGCGUUUUUGACCGACCUCAAGCACGUCUGGCUCAAGUGACGCCUUCACCAGUUACUGCAGUGUAGUUUGGGUGGGGAGGGAGUGAAAGUGCCAACCAACAAAGGUAUCUAUGCAUGAGAGGUUCAAGUGUUUUUAUGCCUUUAGUUCAAUCAAACGUGAGAACUGCACAGUAUUAACGGCCUCGUCCUAACACGUCAGAAAGAGCAACCUCGACAUUAAAUGAUGCACAGCUAAUGCUUUUCCAUUGUUUUGCUUAUAAAUAUGUCUGGUUUUGUUUUAAUUCUGUUUUUUUUUUUUUUUUUUUAGCUGGUUUGGACAACGUGACAGACACCAGGCUGUCACGUUGUUUUGGCUUCCCUGCAGAUUGUAGUUAAUAACCCAAGCUUAUUAGUUAUUGAGUUGAUCCGAUUUUAAGAUGUUCUUCAACAAUGCUGGCUGCUAUUAAAGAGACAUAUUUAUACAUCGUUCUGAUUUUUACCGGAGGUAAGCUGAUUGUGUUUCAUUUGCAUGAUUAAAACAUAUUUUAAAGGAUAUUCCAGGGAUGGGCAAUUUGAACUAAAAACUGCUCUUAAGGUUACACCAGUUAUAGGAUUAUUUUGUAAAUAUUGGCUCCCAACCUCUUGUAUAACUUAUGAAAAUAAUAACACAAGUCAAACAACAAACCUCUUCCUGAAGAUGUCUAAAAUAAUUCUUUAGUUAAGGAGAAGCUGUCCCGUAAUCAACGAUUUUGCAUGUUUAAGCCUUUUAAUGUUGACUGGUGUGAACAUGGGAAGUGACAGAAAAGCAACAAAAUAACUAAAACUGAAUCUAAUCUUGUUCCUGACUAGCAUUAAGCAAACAGCACAGCUGUUAUUGAUCAUGUUGUUUCAAUUCUUGUUAUCGAUAAACCUCAUGAUGAAAACCUUUUCAGCCAUGAAUUAGCUUGUUGAAAGCUAAUGAAUUCAUGCUAGCUAUCUUUAGCUAGCUGUGCUACGGUCCCUUUCUUCCAGUGUCUGUCAACUAUACAGUUUUAUUUAUGAAGUAACCAAUUGUUGCUAACUUCAUCUUUAAAGUGAUUCUAAAGCUAGAAUAAAAACAACAUUUCGGGUCUAAUAUGUUUGAAAUCCACCUUUGGACAGAUACUUAAGUAUUAAAAAAGUCUUUACCUAUCCCUGGGAUGUUCAGAGAAUUUGUUUUAUUGGAAAAUAUUGACUUAAUUUCUUGUUGAGUCAGCUCAAAGAUGUCUGCUUUAGACUUGGAGGAGAGGCAGGACAAGAAUGAACCAAGAUUAAAUAUUUAUAUUAUGCAAAAAGUUGAAUUGUUUAUUUGUUUCAGACAAAAAAAUAAAUAAAAAAAGCUUCUUCCCAUCUAGCUUAACAAGCAGUUCUGUUCAUGUUUUCCAAAAUUUGUAGUCUCUUGCCAUUUUUUUUAUACUUUACCUCACAGGACAGAGUUUUAAUGCACUGUGUGCUGGAAAGUAAAGUAACUCUGUGCAGAUGUUAAUGAAAAUAGGAGUUUCCACGCCUGUUCAUUCACAUGUUGUUUUUCUUUUUGUGAGUUUUUUUCUUAUUUUAUAGCAACAUGAAAAUGUCUCUUAAGGCUGAAUUAGUCUCUUUAAAAUGUAAUUCCCGAUAGUAACCACUGGUGGUCGCUGUUUCUUCGUGUUUUUCCAUGUGAGCGUGUUUUGAGUGUGUGUUAGAAAGCCUGGGAAAUGAGACAAAAUAGUCCACCCAUCUGCUCCGCCACGAAAGGGCGUCCCCUCCUGUUUCAUAAGCAGACACAGAUAGCGUCUGCUCAGUUUGCAGCUGUUCUUUUUUGUUUGUUUGUUUUUUUUUAACUAUUAUUGUUGUUGUUUACUUAAAAGUGCUCCUUACGCAGCAAUCCCAUCCUGCUCUGCUGGAACAAUCGCUCCCCUAAGAUAAAACAAUGUUUGAGUGCAGCAUUUAAACAAGGCCGUGGGUCCCAGUGCCUAACAAAAGAAUAAAUAGCGCGGCAGUUCAAAACGACAAAUAUUAUUUUUUUAAUGAACGCACAACAGGAAACAGUGUUGGGGCAUCUGCUGUGACGGGGUUUAUAUUAAUACUCCAUAAAAUAGAAAACAUGCAUUCUCCUUUGUUCUAAGCUAACAACUCCAUCAUUUGAGUGAAUGCUGUGGUGUGUUUUUACCUGCUCUGAUGCUUCUACCUGAACACGACAUUCCUGUUGCCUCUUUCAGCUGGUGGUUUAAUAAAAAAGUGAAUGAUUAA
This is a messenger RNA of Poecilia reticulata (guppy), 4138 nucleotides long. Lineage: Eukaryota; Metazoa; Chordata; Actinopteri; Cyprinodontiformes; Poeciliidae. The record is from RefSeq and is a predicted model, not a curated record.